Aegilops tauschii subsp. strangulata is the source of this 2259-nucleotide messenger RNA. The record is from RefSeq and is a predicted model, not a curated record. NCBI's taxonomy places the organism in Eukaryota, Viridiplantae, Streptophyta, Magnoliopsida, Poales, Poaceae.
AUGGCGUGCAUUGUGGAUGAGGUUGCGCCGGAGACAAGUUCCUGGGCUGACCUUGCCUCUUUCAAGCUCACCGUGUGGACUACUAAUCCGGAAUCAAUCCCGUCCCUUUGCUGGCUGGCAGUGCCGGAGCCGAGGCAGGUGUCGCCUUUGAUGGAGCCUACCAUGCUACAAUACAAGGUUCUGAUGCAUUUGGAUGCGGUGACUGACUACUCCGGCAUGGUGGAGCUGCCAUGGCGUUCGGGUGGUUCGUCCAGCAGGGGUCAGAGUGGCCUUCCGGACUCUAGCAACAGUGGGGGUGGGGCUGGACCGGUGACGAUGCGUCGGCAUUGGCAGCGUGGUGCUCGGGAUGUGCGGGGUGGUCAGGUCGCGGGUGCUUGUUCUGGCGUGGGCUCUCGCCGGAGUCCUGGGGUUGGUGACGGCGUGGUAGCUGGCUCGUCGCGGGCAGUGCAGGACUGGAGGCUGCCUCCCAUGGCCCCGAUGACGGAGUUGGUGGAUGUCCGUCCAAGGGUGACGAUAAGGGAUAGGAUUUCCGUCAGGCCUUCUGCUUUUAACCGUGCAGUUGUUCCUUCGAAGGUGACGCCGGCGGAAAAUGUGUUGCUACGUGCACUUGGGCUCACUCCGGAUGAACUGGAACCUGAUGAGUCCAUGGUGGAGGAGCUCAAGGAGCUGUUUGAUUCACCCCUCAGAGAACAGCAUGUCAGAGUGAUCGCAGCUAUCUUCGGCAAGUCCCUCCCGCCACCGGAAGAGUUGUGUGCUAACAAUGGUUUUGCUUAUCUUCCGGCGAUUGACACACGUGGAGGGGUUCUUUUGGCAUGGGAUACUACGGUGUUCCGGGUAGAUAACAUUAGCACUGAUACAUACGGUCUUACUGGUUUGGUUCAUAACAAGGAUGGUUUUGAGUGGUGGAUCACGGUAGUUUAUGGGCCCCAAGGGGACGAGCUUAAAAUGGAGUUCUUAGGUGAGCUGAGAACACGACGCGCAGUUUUCCCUGGCUCCUGGAUGCUGCUGGGCGACUUCAACAUGAUUUUGAGGGCCUCGGAAAAGAAUAAUGCCAACCUCAAUCGCAGAGUCAUGCAAGAAUUUAGGUCCUUUGUGGAUGAAUUGGAGUUAAAGGAGUUACACAUGCAUGGAAGACACUUUACUUGGUCCAAUGAAAGAGACAGCCCGACUCUCACAAAGAUUGACAGGGUGCUUGUAUCUGUGGAUUGCGACAUGGCAAAUCCGGACUGCUUCCUUCAGGCAUUGGGCUCCAAUGUUUCUGAUCAUGCGCCCCUUCACCUUAGCACCAACGCUAUUAGCAAUCCAAAGAGGAGAUUUUGCUUUGAACUUUAUUGGGCUAAGCUGGAUGGUUUCGAGGAUGCGGUGAGGGAGGCUUGGGCACAGGAGUGGAGACAGUUGUCUAUGGAAGAACUUUGGUUGCGACGGGAUCUUAAGCUGGCUGUGCUCAGCCUCGCAUCACUUGAGAGGACAAUUGUGAGGCAAAGAACGAGAAUUAGGUGGAUCGGAGCUGGAGAUGCAAACACGAGAUUAUUUCAGGCGGUUGCUAAUGGCAGACACAUGAAAAAUUAUAUUGCGCAUGUCAAGAAAGGGGAGGAGAUCAUCACUGAUCAGGAACAAAAGGAGCAUGUAUUUACCGAGGCAUACAAGAAUCUCCUUGGCAAGCAUCGGGCAAGAGACUAUACUUUGGACAUGGACUACUUGGGAUUGGAAGCAGCAGAUUUAGAAGAAAUAUGGAAUGUUAUCAAGGAACUUCCAGUGGAUCAAGCACCUGGCCCAGAUGGUUUCAUAAGGAUUUUCUACCAGAAGGCAUGGCAGAUCAUCAAGCAUGACAUUAUGGCAGGGGUCAUGAAAUUGUAUGUUGGAGAUGGACGUGGUUUCUCUAAGUUGAAUAAGGCGUUGAUUACCCUGAUUCCUAAACGUCCGGAUGCCGAGGGAGUUGACGACUAUCGACCACUCAGCCUCACGCAUAGCUUCGCGAAGCUGUUUGCCAAAGCUUUGGCGUGCCAUGCAAGAAGGAGGAUGUCGGAUAUUCUGGGGGCUAAUCAAUCGGCGUCCAUCUCAGGAAGAUGUUUACAUGAUAACUUUCUGCUCGUAAGACAGAUUGCCAGGAAGAUCCACGAUAGGAAGAUACCGGGAGUUUUCCUGGAGCUGGACAUAACAAGAGCUUUCGAUUCCCUGGCCUGGCCGUUCCUUUUUCUGGUGCUGCGUCACAAGGGUUUUAGCGAAAGAUGGGUUGGAUGGAUUGCAAUUCUGCUGUGA